Messenger RNA from Mucor mucedo, 1309 nucleotides. RefSeq lists its product as uncharacterized. The transcript has 4 exons. NCBI's taxonomy places the organism in Eukaryota, Fungi, Mucoromycota, Mucoromycetes, Mucorales, Mucoraceae. Gene Ontology annotation, molecular function: magnesium ion transmembrane transporter activity. The record is from RefSeq and is a predicted model, not a curated record. Gene Ontology annotation, biological process: mitochondrial magnesium ion transmembrane transport. Gene Ontology annotation, cellular component: mitochondrial inner membrane. Bases 49 to 1227 code for a protein of 392 amino acids.
AAAAAAAAAUAAAAUUAUAUUCCCUUUUUAUUAUAAAGAAAAACUAUAAUGUUAAGAUCCAAGUUUUUGUUGGCAAGAUGUUUGACAUUUUCAGUGGUAACACCCAAUAUGAAACGUUUACCGGCGGCCAUGAAUUUACCAAGGCAUGCAGUAAAGAGAUUGUAUGCAACAACGACAACAAAGUCUAAUGUGGGGCCGCCCAUGGGGGCGGCUAGACGUGUGGUUUCCCUGCCAACCAAAGUGACUGAAAUGAAACUACGAUGCACCGAAUUUGAUCAGAAUGGUGCUGUCAAAACAACCGCAGGUGACUUUUUCAAAAGUGACUUUUGUCAACAUCAUUCGUUAUUACCUCGUGAUUUAAGAACGAUUGAUACCUACUCCGUAUACCAGAAACCCACGAUACUUGUUCGACCGGAAGCUAUCCUGGUGAGCAUUGCGCAUUUAAAGGCGUUGUUGAAGAGUGAUAUGGUUGUGCUUUUUGAUACCUAUGGAUCGACCGAUAGUUAUAAUCAAAGCAUAUUUAUUUAUGAUUUGCAAGAACGAUUACGGUCGCAAAAAGAUGGAUUGCCAUUUGAAUUUAGAGCGCUGGAAGCCAUUUUAAUAUCAGUCACAUCGUCACUACAGUCAGAAUUAGAUAUAUUAGAAGGGCCCGUGAAUAAACUCUUGGGAGAUUUAGAGGAUUUAGCAGAUAUAGAAGAGUCAAUGAAUGGUGACAAAUUGCGAGAUUUAUUACAAUUUUCCAAGAAGCUUGCAAAAUUCGAACAAGAUGCGUUAUCGAUUCGAGAUGCAUUAGAAGAAGUGCUAGACAACGAUGAGGAUUUGGCGGCCAUGUAUCUUUCUGAUAAAAGAGCGGGCAAGUACCGUGCGCCUCAGGACCAUGAAGAAGUGGAAUUAUUAUUGGAAGCGUAUUAUAAGCAGACAGAAGAAAUUGCGGCUAAAGCGUCGACAUUGAGACAACACAUGCGUUCAACGGAAGAGAUUGUGCAACUGAUUUUAGAUGUGUCACGAAAUUCGUUAAUGUGGUAUGAUAUUCGACUGACGAUUAUUACCUUAUCAGCUACUGUUGUUAGUGGAUAUGGAGCUUUAUUGGGCAUGAAUUUAAAGAAUUACUUUGAAGAUGACCCAUAUGCCUUUGGUGUGAUUUCGGGGCUUGCACUCAUGUCAGGUCUAGGUGCGUUUGCCAUUGCCUUGAGAAAAUUAAGAGGACUCGCAAAGAUCAAACCUUAAAAAUAAAUCAUAAUAAAUAAACCGUGUGAAAUUACAAAAAGAAGAAGGGGAUUUUUUAUUUUAUGUAUUAUAUGUAUAUUGU